Messenger RNA from Myzus persicae (green peach aphid), 1801 nucleotides. RefSeq lists its product as uncharacterized. The record is from RefSeq and is a predicted model, not a curated record. The coding region runs from base 221 to 592 and encodes 123 amino acids. NCBI's taxonomy places the organism in Eukaryota, Metazoa, Arthropoda, Insecta, Hemiptera, Aphididae. The transcript has 2 exons.
UGGCUGCGGACGAGAUCAGGACCGCAUUCCGAUCCGGGACCCGACGACGACGGCUACCUUGUGAGUUUUGGCCGCGCUCUCCGAGAAACGACGCACCUGGAAGAACGAGUCUCUGCGCUCCCACGUUCGACGUAUAACAUCGCCGCAUACCAGCCGCCGUGUAUACAUUGUAUACUAUAGCCGUCAGAGACCAUCGGUUGAAAUCGUCGCCGCCGCAGUCAUGUGCCGAGCAUCGUACCGUCAGCAUCCGAAAAUGGGUCCGAUGCCGAAAAACCGCAACAACAAUUCCUACGCCAACCGUCUCAACGACUUGAAACAAGCGUUGAAACCGUACAGGGACAACAAUGCCAACUGUCUGCGGCUGAUCACCAGGUCGGCCAGGGUGAACCUGAACAAGCACUGGAAGAGCCUGGAGAAUCUGUUCACGGCCGGGCACGAUCGCCGUGCACCAGACGUCAAGGAACGCGCCCAAAACGCGGCCAACGAGAUGCUGGAGAACGGCGAGAACGAAAGACCACCACCGGCGGCCUGCUCCAACCCGACGGCGGACGCGGUCGAAAAAUUGCGACACUUGCACAUGGACGACUGUUGACGACCCUCGACGACCGCGCACUUGGUUUGACGAUGGCGGGUGGGGGGAGGGGAAAUCGUAAAUCGUCCACCGCACAUAUAUACAUUUAUAUCGUAGGUAAUGGUAUACACAACAUUGUAAUGUUCAUAAUAUUAUGUGUACCACCUGUGCCCCAUGUCUUUCGUUGUUUUUUUCAAUAUCGUUGUAUUUUAUUUUAUAUUUUAUUUUACUUAACACUCGCACCAUCACGUUAUAUUUAUACAUGCACCAUUUCACGCACCGUUUUUUGCACUGGUUUUAAAUCACAUAAUCGCACCAACACGCACCACAUGCACACUAAUAUUAUACGCACUCAAUCACAUAAACAGCACUAUAAAUCAUUAAACAUAAUAUUUUAUGUGCACUAUACUACUAACAUAUUAUAUCACAUUAUUACACUCGUUAUAUUCAUGCACCACUAUUAACACUUCUCACAUUAUUAGAUUUUAAGGAAAUAUAUUAUUUAUUAAACAUUUUAUCGUCCGAAAAGGACACUGCACCACACCGCAGGAUGGUCCGGAUCGAUAUUAAUGUAUAUACUACUGCACUUUAGACUAUUAUGUACAUACAAUGAUAUUUUAUUAGUUUUAAGUUUGUCGGCCAAUAUAUAUAAAUAUUGGCGACAUCAGCUCAAAAGUCUUCCAAAAAUCUGAAUUUUUAUUCCUAAUUCGCACGUCUUACGACGUCGAUUAGAAGAAAUUAGAAUUUAGAAUAUUAGAAUGUUAAUUUGUAAAUACGUACCAAAUCUGUGAUUGUAUGGAAUUAAGGUUUUAUUUUUGUAUUUCACUUGCUACUAUUAUAAUUAUUACUAUCAUAUUAUUAUGAAAGUCUCACUCAUUAUUAUAUAAAUUACAUAAUUAUCGAGCCAUGAAAAAGUUUAGAUUAUUAAACUACCGAUGAUGUAUUUUUUAAACAUUUUUUUUGUUGUUAUUUAUAUUGUUAAAAGAAUAUUUGCUCAAAAAGGAACAGAGUCCAUCCAUAUAUUUAGUUUUUAAGCAAAAUGUAUUUUAAGAGAAAGCUUGGUGGCCACUGUCACCGAAACUAAUGUAAGAUCAAUAAAUAAAAACUAUUUAGAUAUAUUGUAAAGAAUUAUGACAAAUGAGUUUUGUGACAAUAUCUCUUAUAUUUCUACGUGUCUUGCAUUAUAAUGUACAUUAUGAAUUUAUAUACAAGAAUUGUUUUAAUUUUUAA